ACAGAUUAUUAAGUUUUGCUGAUUGAUGUAUUGGAGUAUAUUUUUUGUUUAAUUUAAAAACCAAGAUUAUUAGAUACAAAUUCAAAUAUAAGACCAUGGCAUCCAGAGUACCUCGUUUGGGUGACCAUCAAAAGAAAAACAAUAGUUUAUUUUAUUUAAAAAAGGCCAAACAGGCCUGUGUUAAAAAUGAUUAUGCUGAAGCCUAUGAAAACUUUGUUCUCUAUUUCGAAAGCCUAAAUGAUCCUUCAGAGUCUACUGCUGCAGUUCAAACAGUUUUUACGAAGCUUGUUUGUAAAAUGGGAGCCGUUCUGGAGGAAACUUCCAAUAUAGAAGAACUUCUUAAAUGUUAUAUUCAAGCUCUAAAUCUUUUUCCUGAUAAUUAUGUUAUAUUGAAUAAUUUGGGGGCUUAUAUGUUCAAAAUAUCUGAAAUAGACAUAGCACGUCGUUACCUUGAAAGAGCAGUGAAAGUGAAUAGGAACUAUCUACCUGCCGAGAUCAAUCUUAUGCAUGUGAAAUGGCAUCAGAUACCGAGAUGGCAUUUCAGGAUGUUAAACGACAAAUCUCGAAAUAUGGCAUUUGAAGCGGCUAUUAAAUCAAUCAUCAAAGAAGGAUAUAGAAAUGUAAUUGAUAUAGGAGCAGGAUGUGGUUUACUUAGUCUCAUAGCUGCCCAUAUGCCAGGCACUUCUGUCGUAGCAAUUGAAGAAAAUAAGCAACUUUAUAAUAUGUGUCUAGACAUUCUAAAGAAAAACGAAGUUACCAAUGUUAAAGUACUUCACUGUUAUUCUACAGACAUCGAAGAACCGCCAGAUAAAUGCAAUUUACUAGUAACUGAAGUUUUUGACUGUGCUUUAUUUGGAGAACGUGCUUUAGAAACAAUAUAUCAUGCAUCGACAGUAUUACGUACUGAAGAAGAUUAUAAAAUAGUACCUUGUGGAGCCAAAUUGUAUGUUACAGGAAUAAGUAGUCAAGAUUUAAUCAAAAGGCAUAAAUGGACAUUGGAUAAAUCGUUACAACUUCUAAAUCUUCAAAAUGUAUGUUUAACUGAAUAUGAUUUAGAACCAUAUGAAGCCGAAACACUCAUUGAAAGGGACGUAAAAUAUAUGACGGACAUCCAUCAAGUAUUCGACAUAGAUUUCUAUAAUUUAGAACAAAUCAGUGAGAUAUUAAAUGAUGAUUCCUAUGAAAAAUUGAUACAGCUAAGGUGUAUAGAAGAAGGCGAAUUGCACGCUUUUGCUGUCUGGUUCGAUCUCAACCUUACAGAGUGCAUAUCCAUCACAAACAAUCCUUUAGAUGAAGACCAAGUUACAUGCUGGGAACAAGCAAUUAUCUACCUUGACCAUCCGGUGCAGGUGGUGAAAGGAACAAUUAUCACAAUAAAAGUCGCAGUGAGAGAUUGCGGAUUAAACGUCACAUUGGUGGAGACUGAAGCCGGGAAUCACACGUGUUUUAAGGUGUCAAAAGAAGUAGUGACAUUUCUGAACGAUCAAAAAUUAGUGGAUUGUAUAGCUGCCUUAGCACCAAAAUUUUGGAAUACGAAUCUUACGGUAGUGGACAACAAUUCGUGUCCUCUAUUGGGGUUUCUUCUAGCGAAAAACAAUUGUUCUACAGUGUACCAUCCGAUAAAAACGGAAGCCGACAGAACGUUUUUCGAAUACGUUUUGUCGGCUAACCAUAUUCCCAAAGAACGGUUCGUGAUUGUGAGCGAACUUGAGGUGACGCCCGGCCAAGAAACGUGCAUUUUCUUUUUCGAUACUGUUAACGUGGAUGGUUCGUUGGAGAAUUGUUGUUUUAAGAAAAACGAAAUUGGUUCUUCGAUAAAUAUUCCACAAAGUUUGAGUAUUAUGGUGCAGUUGAUUAGUUCGCCGUACAUCGAAUUUUGCAAUAGAGUUGAUGAUGAGAAUGUCUUGGAAUUUAAAAUUGCGGACGUUAUUAAUGAAUACUCGGGUUAUGAACAUCCAAAUUUAGAAAGAUUAAUGUACACGGAACAUUCUCCUCCGGUUAAAUUCCAAUUAGACGGAGACGGCGAAAAAUCCAAGGACAUAAUAGUGACAAGGAAAGGAGUAUCUAAUGCUCUACUGUUAUGGUACGAUAUACAAUUUUACGAUGACAUUGUAUAUUCUACGUUAAACAGUAUGCACUUUAAAAAGACUUGUUUUUUCUUUGAUGAGCCAAAGGAACUAGAAUUAGGAGAUGGAGUUAGUAUAAAGAUGCAAACGAAUGGUACCUAUAUGAAAUUUUAUAUUUAAUUAAAUGUUUAUAUAUAUACAUAA
Molecule: messenger RNA, 2270 nt
Organism: Psylliodes chrysocephalus
Lineage: Eukaryota; Metazoa; Arthropoda; Insecta; Coleoptera; Chrysomelidae
Source: the annotation of a GenBank genome assembly